AGUCGGAGGAUUAUGGAGGAGGCGGUAGCGAAGAGACGGCCAAUAAUCUCAGCCAGAGAGCGAGGACCGGGUCCGGGACGCUACGCUCUGCCGCCAACUGUGGGCUACAUCAACCAUGACGUCACCAAGCCCAGCAGCCCCGCCUACACCUUCCACAGCCGCACCAGCAGCGCUCUGGUUUCUGUGGAUUCCAGUCCAGGACCAAGGUACCACGUCGGCGCUAAGGUGACACGAUUUGGCCGAAUGGACACGCCAUCUUACUCCAUAUUGGGGCGAGGGAGGCGCAUUGGGGCUAAAGGUAAUGACUUCCAGACUCCGGGGCCGGGGGCUUACAGUCCUGAGAAGGCUCCGCCUCUAAACGCUCACCGGAAACCGCCGGCUUACACGAUCGGCGCUCGUACACGGUAUCGUUCUGUGGAUGCAGUACCAGCGCCCAACAGUUAUGUGCUCCCCAACCUGCUGGGCAGUCAGGUUCCCCACAAGGCAUCCAGCGUCAGCUACAGCAUGUCGGCCCGCAGGAAGGUGGGCGCCCCCUCGGAGGACCUGGCCAAGAGCCCCGGGCCGAGCAAGUACAACAGCACCAACCCGGAUGUUUACCUCCAGCGCCAGCCCUCCUUCUCCAUGCAGAGCAGGACUAAGAGGCCCAAUUACUCCAUGGCGACGCCGGGCCCGGGCUCCUACAGCCCAGAGAGGUCCAACGUGCACCAUCACAGGGCACCCUCCUUCACCAUGGGUGUCAGACACUCAGAGUUUGUCAUGCCGCUUAUCUUGGACAUCAUCGACUAAGUUGGAAUGUUGUUUUCUUCUCUGCAAAAAUAUGUUUGGGAUACAGUAUUGUGCAAAAGUCUUGGCACACCACUACCUCUGUGCUCAUACCAGGCUAACCUUACUUGCAUCGCGGUUCGAACAUGGCACCCUCGCUCCAUAUAAAUGAAUAAAUGAUUGCUGUUUCAUGGUUGAGUAUGCUUAAUUCUACUUAUUCUUGUACUUAUUCUUGGCCUAAAUUAAGCAUUUUCAAGCAUCAUAAUGGUGAAAUGAACUAACUAAACGAACUAAAAUACAAAUACCAGGCAGAAGAAGCAUUCUAAUUGUGAAUGUAGUAUUCUACAUUGGCCACUAGGUGUCGGUGUUUGGUGAGACAAGCGCCAGAUGUGAUCGCCCAGACGUCCUGGUCCCCGGCUACCUCUUCCAGUUCCACUGGGAGGACACCAGGGCGUUCAACCAUGGCCUCGGAUUGGAGGUGCUGAGUCUUAUCCCAGAAGCUUCACACUCAGCUGCAAACCGCUCCAGGUAAACGAUGAAGGUCACAGCCUGACGAGGCCAUCAGGACCGCAUCGUCUGCGAAUAGCAGAGACGAGAUCCCGAGGUCCCCAAACUGGCCCCCCUGGACGCCUUGGCUGUGCCUAGAAAUUCUGCCCAUAGAAAUCAUGAACAGAAGUGAUGAGAAACGGCAUCCUUGGAAGAGGUCAAUGCUCACCAGGAACAGGCUCCACUUACUGCUGGCAAUGUGAACCAGGACUGGAUGGCACGCAGUAGCGCUACGAGAGUACGGGUUCCCGUAGCACCCCCCCACAGGACACUGCGAGGGACACGGUGACGUGCCUUUUCCAAGUUCACAAAUCACACGUAGAGGAAAACUCCCACGUACCCUCCAGUACCCUUGCAAGGGUGUAGAACUGGUCCACGACCAGGACGAAAACCACAUUGCACCUUCUGUAGCUGAGGUUCACCUAACGUACCCUUCUCUCCAGCACCCUGGAAUAGACGUUCCCAGGGAGGCUGAGGAGUGUGAUCCCCCAAUAGUUGGAACACAUCCUUCGGUCACCCUUCUUGAAAAGGGGGACCACCACCCCGGUCUACCAAUCCAGAGGUACUGUUCCGGACUUCCACAUAUUGUUGAAGAGACGUGUCAGCCAAGACAGUCCCUCAACAUCCAGAGCCUUGAGGAAUUCAGGGCGAAACUCGUCCACCCCCGGAGCUUUGUCACUGGGGAGUUUUUUUGACUACCUCAGGCACGGUGAUUCGUGUCCUCAGACUCGAUGGAAGAUAUGUCAGUGGGAUUGAGAAGGGCCCCAAAGUAAUCCUUCCACCACCCGACCAUGCCUCAGCUGAGGUCAGUAGGCCUCCGUCCCCACUGCAAGCAUUGUGGACCAGGCACUGCUUCCCCUUUCUAAGGCGUCAAAUGGUUUGCCAGAACUUCUUCGAGGCUGACCGAAAAUCGUGCGCCAUGGCCUCACCGAACUCCUCCAGCACCCAAGUUUUUGCCUCGACCGCCGCCAAAGCCGCAUGGUCUGCCGGCACCCAUAAGCUGCUUCAGGAGCCCCUCAAGUGAUCCAUGCUCAGUAGGACUCCUUCAGCUUAACGCAGCUCCAACCUCCGGCGUCCACCAUCGGGUUCGGGGUUUGCCGCCACGACUGGCACCGACCACCUUGCGCGGCCACAGCGCCGAUUGCCUGUCUAAGAAAUGGAGGCACGGAAUACAGUCCAUUCGGACUCGAUAUCCCGAUCCUCCCCCACGAUGCAGGCGAAGCUCUGCCAGAGGUGAGAGCUGAAGAAAUGACGAACGGGAGGCUCUGCCAGAAGUUUCCAGCACACCCUCACAACACGUUUGGGUCUCCCAGGUCUGUUCAUCUUCCCCCGCCAUCUAAUCCAUCUCGCCAUGAUCAGUUGACAGGUCAGCCCCCCUCGUCACCCGCGUGUCCAGAACAUGCGGAUGCAGGUAUGAUGAUGUGAUUCAUUCAAACAUGAUUAAAUACUUUUCCGAAUGAUGUGAAGUCACACAAACACCAGGAAACACCAUAAAACGUUCCACCAAUCCUUUUACUUUUACCAUGAGUGGCAAGAAGCAACAAUAUUACAAUAAAUACUACUCCAAAUACAAAACGAUUGUUGUUCGUAACACGUGUUAGAGUUUUUUCUUGGGUAAGGUCACAGUGACGGGCGAGCUCCAACGACUACACUGGCCCAGACCCAGCAGCUCCCUAGCGCACACCCGGAACAGGUACGUUCUACCAGGGAUCAGACCCUUCAGCUCCACGCUGGUGUUCUCCAGAGGACCCAGCUGGACAAAGAGGGAAGAGAACCAUAAAUAAAACACAAGGUCACUCGACAAGACAAUAAGUCUUGCUUUCAGGUGAACUUACAUUGACAGACUUGGUGGUGCCCUUGACGUCCCACUGGUACAUGAUCUGGUACUUCAAGGGGACGAUGUCCAUGUGCGUCCAAGUGGGAGGAGCCGACCACUCCAUCAGAACCGCUCUGACGUUAUGAGGGGACACCUUGAUGUCCACGGGGGGGUCAGGUUUCACUGCGAAUAGAUUGUGUCGUUCAGGCUGUCGUCAGCCACUCGUCGGUGUGUUGAUGUUUGUCCUCACCGAUGUCCUCCAGCAUGAAGCUGCUGAGAUGAGAGCUGCUGCCUCCGUCGUAAAGUGUCGUCACGUUGAUCAUGUAGUCCGUCAGCAGCUUCAAGUCACGCAGGGGGCAGUGCCACAGCUGGACACGUUUAGAAAACGGAUUGGUGGAAGCGUCUUGGAUUUU
Molecule: messenger RNA, 3537 nt
Organism: Dunckerocampus dactyliophorus (ringed pipefish)
Lineage: Eukaryota; Metazoa; Chordata; Actinopteri; Syngnathiformes; Syngnathidae
Gene: odf3l2a
Product: outer dense fiber of sperm tails 3-like 2a
Exons: 5
Coding region: 13-786 (257 amino acids)
Cellular component (GO): cytoskeleton
Source: RefSeq, a predicted model, not a curated record